UUAGAAAACUGUAAAAAAGAAAAUGCCCCGUUGAAAAAUACAAACAAUAAUCUAAAAAAAGAACUAGAAGACUUGAAAGAAAAAAAUAAAAAUCUUGAAAAUGAUAAUGACAAUCUAAAAGAAAAACUGAAAAAAUGCAAAGAAAAUAAACCAAACGAAACAAAACCAACACUAGAAAAAGAGAAUAAAGAACUAAAAGAACUCGUAGAAAAAUACAAAAAAGAAAUUAAAGACUUUGAAGAAGGAAUCAACAUAAUGAAAAAAGAAUUAGAAAAAUGUGAUGCGUAUUACAAAAAGCUAGAUAAAAAAGCAAAUACUAUAUUAGAUAACUUUAUU
Racocetra persica is the source of this 336-nucleotide messenger RNA. Lineage: Eukaryota; Fungi; Glomeromycota; Glomeromycetes; Diversisporales; Gigasporaceae. The record is from the annotation of a GenBank genome assembly.